Messenger RNA from Cuscuta campestris, 1362 nucleotides. Lineage: Eukaryota; Viridiplantae; Streptophyta; Magnoliopsida; Solanales; Convolvulaceae. The record is from the annotation of a GenBank genome assembly.
CGUAUUAAAAGUAUAAAAUUUUCAAUUCAUCUGGAUUGGCAAAAAUGGGAUUGGAUUUAGUUUUGUCCAACCAAACAUAAAUUUUACUCGGAUUUCAUUAAUGUUCCCUCGAAAAUCAAUAAUCUCAGCUGAUAGCCCCUCUAUACGCUUCGUCACUUCCCCCUCUCCUCUAAGCAAUCUCCAUAAAGGCCCGUCGCGUCCGAGAUCGGAUCAUUCAGAAGUCGUCGGAGCCGGAUAAUUCAUCCGAUCCAUUUGCCGGUCAUCUCAGGCGAUUGAAUUUUCACCUUAAUUCAUUAGGAGCGUUAUAAUCAACCAUGUUUACGCGAAUCUUUGGGAAACCUAAACAGGAAACAAAUGCUCUAACCACGCUAGACAAAUUAAACGAGACACUUGACAUGUUAGAGAAAAAAGAGAAGGUUCUACAGAAAAAAGCUUCUGCUGAAAUUGAAAAGGCUAAGGAGUUUACUAGAGCUAAAAACAAAAGGGCUGCAAUUCAAUGUCUCAAGAGGAAAAGGCUUUAUGAACAACAAAUUGAACAACUUGGGAACUUCCAAUUACGUAUUCAUGAUCAGAUGAUUAUGCUAGAAGGUGCUAAAGCCACGACAGAGACUGUUGAUGCUUUGAGAACAGGAGCUGCUACUAUGAAAGCCAUGCAGAAGGCAACGAACAUUGAUGAUGUGGACAAAACAAUGGAUGAGAUUAACGAGCAGACUGAGAAUAUGAAACAAAUUCAGGAGGCACUGUCAGCGCCACUUGGAGCAGCAGCCGAUUUUGAUGAGGAUGAACUGGAGGCAGAACUUGAGGAGCUAGAAGAGACCGAAUUGGAAGAACAACUUCUUCAACCUGCUACCACAGCACCUGCUGCCCCAAUCCAUGCAUCAACAGCAGCUGGCAGGCAACCAGAACGCCGUCCUCCCCGGAAGAACACUGCUGAGGAAGAUGAGCUUGCUGCUUUGCAGGCUGAGAUGGCUCUGUAGGGAAAAAGGUCGGAUUGGAUGGGUAAAUCAAAGGUGGAAUUCACAGGUUGAUGUAUCUCUACCCUCUUUGUGCAAGAGAUCAUCAUGAUAAUGUGCAUUUGAAAAGGGGAAAAAAACUCUACUGGUGAGUGUGUACUGUUUUUCUGUAUAGAUUGCAUCAAGCAAGUCUGUAUUUCCCUACUAAUAUUGCUACUCUAUUAUUGUUGAAUCUUAAAAUAAACUUGUGUUUCACUUGUAUAAACCCCCCCACUUUGUAAUAAUUUCAAAAAUAUUAGUACUUACUAUAUGGUUCUUUUGUUCGUGUACACGCCGCCCAUUUUCUCGCCCUUAUGUUUCAGAAUAAGGCUCCACAUUUUGCGUUUUAGAAUAAGGUUUCAUAGUUGGG